Messenger RNA from Sorex fumeus (smoky shrew), 1074 nucleotides. It is a transcript of the gene PUSL1, whose product is annotated as pseudouridine synthase like 1. The record is from RefSeq and is a predicted model, not a curated record. Gene Ontology annotation, molecular function: pseudouridine synthase activity; RNA binding. Gene Ontology annotation, biological process: tRNA pseudouridine synthesis. Bases 43 to 936 code for a protein of 297 amino acids. The transcript is spliced from 8 exons. NCBI's taxonomy places the organism in Eukaryota, Metazoa, Chordata, Mammalia, Eulipotyphla, Soricidae.
GCUGACGCUCGUGCAGCCGCCUGGCUGCUUGGUCGCCGCGUCAUGGGGGCGGCGGUGCGGGCGCGCUACCUCGUGUUCUUCCAAUACGCGGGCACCGACUUCAACGGGGUCGCCGCGGUCCGGGGCGCCCAGCGCGCCGCCGGAGUCCAGAACUACCUGGAGGAGGCCGCCGAGCGGCUGAACUCGGUCGUGCCGGUCAAGUUCACCAUCUCCAGCCGCACGGAUGCCGGUGUCCACGCCCUGAGCAACGCGGCGCACCUGGAUGUCCAGCGCCGCGCGGGCCGGCCGCCUUUCACCCCCGAGGUGCUCACGCAGGCCCUCAACACCCACCUGCGGCACCCAGCCAUCCGGGUGCUGCAGGCCUUCCGCGUGCCUGGCGACUUCCACGCGCGCUACGCGGCCACGUCCAGGACCUACCUGUACCGCCUGGUCACGGGCUGCCGCCAGUGGAGCCAGUUGCCCGUGUUUGAGAGGAACCGGUGCUGGGCGCUUCGGGCAGACAGCCUGGACCUGGCGGCCAUGCAGGAGGCUGCGCAACACCUAGUGGGGACCCACGACUUCAGCGCCUUCCAGUCGGCCGGCAGCCCUUCCCCCAGCGCAGUCCGCACCCUGCGCCUGGCCUGCGUGUCCCCCACCCCUGCUAGUCCCUUCCUUCUGCCCCAGGAGAGCAGGAGGCUGCAGUUCUGGAGUGUGGAGUUUGAGAGCCAGUCCUUCCUGUACAGACAGGUGCGGAGGAUGACCGCUGUGCUGGUGGCCGUGGGGCUGGGGGCUCUGACACCAGCACAGGUGAAGGCCAUACUGGAGAGCCGGGACCCCCUAGGCAAGCAGCAGGCACGUGUUGCUCCAGCCCAUGGCCUGUUCCUCAAGUCAGUGCUCUACAGGGACAUUGGUGCAGUCUCAGGAUACCCAGGGAUCCUGGGGUCAUCUGCCAUGUGAGGGGCCGCACACAGCAGCCAGCCACUGACAGCCACACAGCCUGGGCCACGCUCGGCCUCCCUCUGCCCAGUCCUGAGCACUGGGGGUAACUGGGUGGGCCAGCGUGGAAACGGUGCAAAGAACUACAAGCCGCCUUUG